AGGGCCCCGGCUGGAGGUGACGCUGAGGCGGUGAGGGUGAGUCUGGGCCGGCCGCUGCCGCACUUCGGGUGCUCGUACCUCAUUUCUCUGUGGUGAAUGGCGACGGGAUGGAGCGCGAGGGGAGCGGCGGCAGCGGCGGGUCGGCCGGGCUCCUGCAGCAGAUCCUGAGCCUGAAAGUUGUGCCGCGGGUGGGCAACGGGACCCUGUGCCCCAACUCUACUUCCCUCUGCUCCUUCCCAGAGAUGUGGUAUGGUGUGUUCCUGUGGGCACUGGUGUCUUCUCUCUUCUUCCAUGUCCCUGCUGGAUUACUGGCCCUCUUCACCCUCAGACAUCACAAAUAUGGUAGGUUCAUGUCUGUAAGCAUCCUGUUGAUGGGCAUCGUGGGACCAAUUACUGCUGGAAUCUUGACAAGUGCAGCUAUUGCUGGAGUUUACCGAGCAGCAGGGAAGGAAAUGAUACCAUUUGAAGCCCUCACUUUGGGCACUGGACAGACGUUUUGCAUUGUGGUGGUCUCCUUUUUACGGAUUUUAGCUACUCUAUAGCAUACAUCCUUAUGCUGAGAUGUUGAUCUUAAACUUUAUGGAAUCCUCUGAAAGAAUACAUAAUGGAGUGUAGUGUUUUCUUAGUUCUACAAAGGGAAGCAACUUGGAUGAACAGGAACAUGAAGGACAACACAUCUCAGCCUUUUCUUCAUUUUGAAGCUCCUAGAAUUGAAGACUUCUGUGCACUAAUCGUUCUCAACCAAAACAAGUCUUUUGGCUUUCUUUUUUGUAGAUAUUUAAUUUAGGCAGUUUUCACGUGUACCUUUACCCAAGCCAAGUCAACAGUGUCUCUGGGGUGGCAUCCUUUGCACUGAAAUUUACAGUAUUCUGUGAGAUGUUGCAUAUUUUGAAGAAACCAUGGAAGAUACUGGUUUAUUUCAAAUGAGCAGAGUAUGUUGUAUUAAAAUCUUAUCUAAUCUUGAUUAAAAUUUGGCAAACUCUUUUCUUUGCUACAUCUUAGUGACAAUAAAUGGCAAAUAGGUUUCGGUUGAGUAUAGUUUUGAAAACAAAGUUGGUGAAAUAAAGCAGGAAAAAAAAUUUAAGUA
Molecule: messenger RNA, 1087 nt
Organism: Nomascus leucogenys (northern white-cheeked gibbon)
Lineage: Eukaryota; Metazoa; Chordata; Mammalia; Primates; Hylobatidae
Gene: TMEM170A
Product: transmembrane protein 170A
Biological process (GO): endoplasmic reticulum tubular network organization
Cellular component (GO): endoplasmic reticulum membrane
Source: RefSeq, a predicted model, not a curated record